CCAUUCUGCUUCCAUGCCCUAUCCACGCCUUCAAGCCGCUGGAUCUCAUUCGUUGAACCCAGGCAUCUUCGCACGUCAAAGGCGCACCCAGGGAGAGCAGGCGGUGCGAAUGUCGGGGUCGCUUAACUCUGGACCUUGCGCACCGCCGUCGGCUUCAAGCGCCACGAAGCCUUGCUCGCCAUGUCGCCGCCUCAGGCAGCGUACUUCACGUAUCGCCACCAGCCCCUCAAGGCCCUCUACAUCGUCUACGCCGCCCUCGUCCUGUUCCUCGUCCGCACGCCGUACUGGGCCGUCACGAACCUCCUCCCAGCAUGGCGCCCGAGGAGGUCCUGGCCCCUUUCCCGCGUCCUCAAGGUCAACACCAUCCGUGAGGUCCUCCGAAUCUCCUUCCAGACCUCCAUCGGCAUCUUCCUGGCCGACUCAAAGCAGCUCGCAAAGUCCGUCGGCUUCGUGUGGAUCGAGCCCGACCCGACGCUCAUUGGCGGCGAGAUCAAGGCGGCGGCGAAGAUCAACGACGUAGAGCCCGCCCGCAUCGGCGGAGUGUGGUACGGCCAGAGGGGCCCUGACGGGCGGGUCGGCCAGCGGGCGGGGCCGGACGAAAGAGUCAUUUUUGAACUGCAUGGCGGUGGAUGGGUGAUCGGGAACGCGACGCGGAGCUGGGACAGCGCGUACAUGUGCGACGAGAUGCUCAAGUACGCGGACGGGUACGCGCGGGCGCUGCAGAUCGAGUACAGGCUGGCGCAGACGGCGCCGUUCCCAGCGAAGAACGGGUUCCCCGCGGCGCUCAUCGACGCGAUCGCGGGCUACAACUACCUCGUGAACGUCGUCGGCUUCAAGCCCGCCAACAUCCUCGUCUCGGGCGAGUCCGCGGGCGGCACCCUCGCGUUCGCCCUCACGCGGUACCUCGUCCAGAGCCGCUUGCCCAUGCUCCCGCCGCCGGGAGCGCUGUUCCUGCUGUCGCCGUCGGGCGACUUCGGGCGGACGUACGUCGGCGCGGGGUCAUCGGUGGAGAAGAACAACGACUCGGACUACGUGCAGUGGUUCUUCAAGGGCUACGGGGUGCGGGCGCUGCUGGGGAACAUGUCGCUGGAGGAGGCCUUCACAAAUUCGUGGAUCUCGCCGGCCGGGGCCCGCGUGCCGCGUGUUGCAGGCGAGUUUGCGGGAAUGCCGCCGACGCUGAUCAUGGCCGGGGGUGCGGAGUACACGCUGGACGAGCAGAAGGUGCUGCGGGACCGGCUGGUGGAGGACAACGGGAGGGACGCGGUGGCGUAUGUCGAGCUGCCGGAUACGACGCAUAUCGUGCUAACGGAGGCGUGGCACGAGCCCGAGCGCACCCAAGGCUACGAGGCGUUCGCGCGCUGGGUGGACGGGUUGGCGGCUCAGAAAUGAUGCUUGGUCUGAGUGGUCUUCGUCAAUGGCACUGACUCGGAGUCGUCGCUUUCUUUUGGGCAAGAUCUCUCUGUACGCGAUACGUUGUGCAUUCGGCCGCUGCCCUGUGGAGCAACGUUGUGCGUCGCGCAAGCCGUCAAAUAUACAUCCGCUUUAAUUGGCCCGCUUCACGCGCACGCCCGCCCUCGUCCACGCAGUCGUUCUAGCGCAGGUCCAAUUUGAAGCGUAGACGAAAUAUUGUAGCGCGGUCAAGACUGGCACUGGUACUUACCCAGGGUGGAUAUGCUGACUAAUGCUCGGUGACUCUCAUGACAUUCAACCAGAUUAAUACCGGCUCGGCUUGAUGUCACUAUGUACGGGAAUUGAAAUUUGUAGCAAUCGCGGCGUUGGUUUCCC
Rhodofomes roseus is the source of this 1785-nucleotide messenger RNA. Its product is annotated as alpha/beta-hydrolase. The transcript has 5 exons. Bases 181 to 1389 code for a protein of 402 amino acids. The record is from RefSeq and is a predicted model, not a curated record. Gene Ontology annotation, molecular function: hydrolase activity. NCBI's taxonomy places the organism in Eukaryota, Fungi, Basidiomycota, Agaricomycetes, Polyporales, Fomitopsidaceae.